Molecule: messenger RNA, 1590 nt
Organism: Atta colombica
Lineage: Eukaryota; Metazoa; Arthropoda; Insecta; Hymenoptera; Formicidae
Product: putative GTP-binding protein 6
Exons: 4
Coding region: 115-1590 (491 amino acids)
Cellular component (GO): cytoplasm
Molecular function (GO): ribosome binding; GTP binding
Source: RefSeq, a predicted model, not a curated record
CAGCGGAGAUCGAAGUCCCGCUUAUCGUUCUUUAUUUAUUUCGUGUAAUUAGAACGAUGUAUAUUUAGUACGUGUGUUAAUAUUGUACGAUAUUCUUAUGUGCAAAAUUACAUCAUGCGAAAAGAUCGUAGUCGAGCAUUAAUUGACGUAUCUAGACUUAUUUUUGCCAGUAGUGAGAUUAUAAAUAUUACACAACGGAAUCUACAAGUAUUUAACAAAGUUCACAAGAGAUCAGGAAUAUUGCUACAAAAUAUUAUUUGCCGUUUGAAUCACGACUCCGAGGAAUAUCUAUCUGAAGAAGAUGAGAAGAAGCAAAACGCAUAUGUCAAAAUCAUCAGUCAUUAUUUAGGCAUUGCAGUUGGUGGACACAGGACGUUUAUUUUACAACCCUAUAUAAAAUGGGGUAGAGAUAAAAAGAGAAACACUUCGCCAGAACUACAAAUGGCUGAAGCUGUAGCACUAAUAAAUACUCUACCUAAUUGGUGUGUAGUUGGAACAAAGUACUCCCCAUUACUUACAUUACAGAGGAAGCAUCUGCUGGGAACCGGCGCGAUUGAGAAUCUAAAGAAGGACUUAAGACAAUGUCCAAACCCCACUGCCAUAUUUAUUAGCACUAAUCAGUUGAAAUUUGUCCAAAUCAGCGAACUGGAAAAGAUCUUUGGUCUACCAGUAUAUGAUCGUUAUUCUAUAGUCAUUCACAUAUUUCGUGAACAUGCGAAGACUGCAGAGGCAAGGCUGCAGGUAGCCAUAGCGGAGAUACCGUACAUUCGGAAAAAGAUAUUUGAAACGUGCAUUACUCGCAGUGGCGCGAUAAACGUGACGGAGGAGACAAAAUUGUUACUCGACAGCAAAGAGAAGAAAUUGAAAAACGAAUUGAAGAAACUGCAGCAGCAUCGACGAAUAAUCAGGAGUCACCGUAAGAAGCACGGCUUCUCCACGGUCGCUGUAGUCGGUUACACAAACGCAGGAAAAACUUCCUUAAUAAAAGCGCUCACGGAUGACAAUUCUCUUCAACCUAGAGACAAAUUAUUCGCAACCCUUGACACAACCGCGCAUCAAGGCAUUUUACCCAACAGGUUAAAAAUUUUGUACAUGGAUACUAUCGGAUUUAUUCAAGAUGUGCCGGAAACUCUGAUUGAACCAUUCAUUGUGACUCUAGAGGAUGCCAUGAUCGCUGACGUAAUAGUUCACAUAUACGAUGUCAGUCAUCCUGAUAUGAAGGCGCAAUAUCAGCACGUCCAACAGACGAUAAAACCCAUGUUGGAUGCUCGUCCAAUAAUCGACGUCGCCAAUAAGUGCGAUCUUGUUCAAAGCGACUGCAUACCCAAGGAUGCAAUUGCUGUCUCCGCUAAAGAUCUGACAGGAAUCGAUUUGUUGCGCUUGAAGAUACAGGAGAUCCUUUUAGCUUCGACUGGAUUAUUAAGCAUACGUGUAAGGGUAAAAGCAGGCAGUUCUGCGGCCAGCUGGUUGUAUAAAAUGACGACAGUGACGAACACUGAAUCAGAUCCGAACGACGUUCAGUAUUUAAUUAUGGAAGUGAUUGCCACUGCGGUCGACAUUCAAAAGUUCAAGAAAUUUUUAAAAGAAUAA